Messenger RNA from Coregonus clupeaformis (lake whitefish), 2722 nucleotides. Its product is annotated as gap junction delta-2 protein. The record is from RefSeq and is a predicted model, not a curated record. The transcript has 2 exons. Gene Ontology annotation, biological process: cell communication. Gene Ontology annotation, cellular component: connexin complex. Bases 291 to 1223 code for a protein of 310 amino acids. Lineage: Eukaryota; Metazoa; Chordata; Actinopteri; Salmoniformes; Salmonidae.
GGGAGGGAGGGAGAGGAGGAGAGGCAGACGGCACCACUCCUCUGCCAGGAAGAGAAGAGCACAACGGGACCGGACCGAGAGAGGGCACACACGUUCACCCCCACAGAGAACCAUCGGCCAAAUCAGCGAGUAGAGGUCAGGAGAAGCUGGUGUGGGACGGGGGCGGCUGCGCCCCCUCUGGCUGGGGACCGUCAGGAGCGCUAAGCCCAGGAGGAGGGGGAGGAGGAGGGGGAGGAAGAGGGGGAGAGCCCCGGAGACCCGGUUCCUCUGUAGGCUGAACCUGUCUUUCAAUGACCAUGGGGGAGUGGACCAUUCUGGAGCGGCUGCUCGAGGCUGCUGUCCAGCAACAUUCUACCAUGAUUGGGAGGAUACUGCUGACAGUAGUAGUGAUCUUCCGUAUUUUGAUAGUAGGUAUAGUGGGUGAAAAGGUCUAUGAGGACGAGCAGAUAAUGUUCAUCUGCAACACUAUGCAGCCGGGCUGCAACCAGGCCUGCUACGACAAGGCCUUCCCUAUAUCCCACAUCCGCUUCUGGGUCUUCCAGAUCAUCUUAGUGUGCACGCCCAGCCUGUGCUUUAUCACCUACUCUGUGCACCAGUCCGCCAAGCAGCGUGACCGCAGUUACUCCAUGCUGCACCCCUACAUAAACCAUGGUCAUGCAAGUCACCACAGUCGCGGAGGCGACCACCAUGCCCGCAAGCUGCGCAACAUCAACGGUAUCCUGGUGCAGAACCCUGACAGCGGCAAGGAGGAGCAGGACCUGGAGGUCAAGGAGAUCCCAAAUGUACCCCGGGGGCUCACGCAGGCCAAGAGCGCCAAGGUGCGGCGGCAGGAGGGAAUCUCCCGCUUCUACGUCAUCCAGGUGGUGUUCCGUAAUGUGCUGGAGAUCGGCUUCCUGGCAGGCCAGUACUUCCUCUAUGGCUUCAAUGUGCCAGGGAUGUUUGAGUGUGACCGCUACCCCUGCGUGAAGGAGGUGGAGUGCUACGUGUCACGCCCCACAGAGAAGACAGUGUUCCUGAUCUUCAUGUUUGCGGUGAGCGGCAUCUGUGUGCUGCUCAACCUGGCUGAGCUCAACCACCUGGGCUGGAGGAAGAUCAAGACGGCCGUCAGGGGUGUUCAGGCCCGCAGAAAGUCCAUCUGUGAGGUGCGUAAGAAGGACGUGUCGCAUGUGUCCCAGGCCCCCAACCUGGGCAGGACCCAGUCCAGUGAGUCAGCCUACGUCUGACAGAGGCUCAUCCACAUGGGGGGACCUGGACCUCUGGACCGAGCACAGCUUUCUCUGGGGAGGACGAACACUCAACCCAGCUCCCCCCACCCUGAGGGACAGUAACUCUACACUGCAACAUUAUUCAGGAGUGCAGAGGGACUUCACGUGGCCAUACUGGAGGAUUAUUGGAGAGAAGAGCUUUUUGGACUCUACAAGAGAGAGAAAGUACCUCAAGGGCAGUUGUGUUGCUGUAACUAAAGUUAGAUUUGAACUAUUGGGGGAGUUGUGCUCUGAAUCCUAGGUGACACUAGGUGCCUUCCAAGAGAACACAUUGGAAAAAGAGGAGAUGGGACUAAUUACUGUAAGAAUAUGAAAUAAGGAUAGUUCCAAUUAAGAAAUAAGUCUCACAUAAAAUAUAUUAUCUUUGCCUUUGUGAGAGGUCAAACGUAGUCCCUUCAUUUAUUUAAGUAUGUGUGCAUAUGCAAGAACUUAUGUGUGUGCAUGCAUACGCAUGUGUGUGUGUGCAAGAGAUAAGGCAGUGUGUAUGUCCUUUGUUCUGCAGAGUCAGAGCAGAGAUGAUUGGUGAAGUUGAGUUGCUGAGGGAAUGAAAACGUUCCUUCUUUCCGUUCUUUUCCUUCCCUGCGGCAGCUCCACUGUAAGGAGGAGCCAAGCAGAGGAGAUGCACUUUUCAUCAUCCCCUUAGAAACCCAGAAAAGAAGGCUUUAAAAAAACUUCAAAAAUCAACACUAAAACUAUACCUCAGCACAAACUGGAACCCCCUCCCGUCCCCGUCCCCACUCCUUGCACUAGAAUCCCUCGCAUAGCCCCCCCCUCCUCCUCUGUCGCUGUAUUAUGCAUUAUGUUAUAGGACUGACUACAGUAUGAAGCACUAAAGGAAUGAAUGGAAUUACAACAAGCCCUUCUUUUUCCAUUACAUAGGAAACAGAAGUAUUUACUCACAGAACAUUUUAACGUUUAACCCACAAGUUUUUUUCUUUACUACCGAAUUUGGUCCCAUAUUUCCAAGUUACUGUAAAUAGUUUAAUGUAAUAAUAAUUGCAUAAAGCCAGCUUAUUCCCUUAUGAGGCAUGGGUGGGUGGGGGAAUGGCGGGUGUCGGGUUGGGUGCUGGGAUUUAGGUGGUGCUGGAGAUAAAUCAUAGAUUGCCAGCUUUAAGAAUAUAUCAUAUUAAUGUGCUCUUUGUUAAGCUUUUGUUCUCUAAUGGAAAUUGUAAGUUCCAAAAAAGUGAUUUUUUUCCCUCCUAUGGAUUUUGAAAAAGGCAUGUUACUGAAGCAUUAAUAGAAUGGAUAGAUUGUGUCAUGACAUGUAAUUAAAAAAAUGGACUGUUUAAUUUAUUUGCAUCCUGCUCCUGUGACAUGUACUAAUCAGCAUGCGUUAAGAUGAAAAAUGAUAUAUGAGAUGUGAACAUAGCACCAUGUUAUGGGGAUAUGGGGAGUGAAUAUUGAAAAGGCUCCAGAAUUGCAGCAAUAAUAUUAAUAAUAUAUUGCAGAAAAAAUAA